AGUGCGUAGGGAGGGAGAAAGGAAAUCUGGGGACAAGAGUGGAUUUCAGCUAGCAUUACAAGAAAACCCAAGACGGGUGUCGCGUCUCUGCCUUCGGGACGAGGCUCUGGACAGCAGUGCUGCGGUUGCUAGGACAACCAAUGCUCUCUUGGCUUUCAUCUGGCCAUGUGACAGCGACUUUGACGUCAGCUGGAGGCAGAGCCUGUGGUUUCGGCCGCGCAGCCAAAGGCUUGUGAGAACCUAGUGGAUGCUGGAUUUAUCCCCGCUGCUGCUGCUGUUGCUGCUGCUGUUUCUCAGGGGCUGCCAGAGCAUGGACUAUUAAAAACUUGCAUUUCUGCCGUGUGAGGUAACCAUUUGCUUUAUGUUUUCGUCAGAUAACAUUUUGACACCAUGGGAAAACAAAACAGCAAACUACGCCCUGAAGUCAUGCAAGAUUUGCUAGAAAGUACAGACUUUACAGAACACGAGAUCCAGGAAUGGUACAAAGGCUUCUUAAGAGACUGUCCAAGUGGACACUUAUCUAUGGAGGAGUUUAAAAAAAUAUAUGGGAACUUUUUCCCUUAUGGGGACGCUUCUAAAUUUGCGGAACACGUAUUCCGCACUUUUGACGCUAAUGGAGAUGGAACAAUAGACUUCAGAGAAUUCAUCAUAGCCUUGAGCGUAACAUCGAGAGGUAAACUGGAGCAAAAGCUGAAGUGGGCUUUCAGCAUGUAUGACCUUGAUGGGAACGGCUACAUCAGUAAGUCAGAGAUGCUGGAAAUUGUGCAGGCAAUCUAUAAGAUGGUUUCUUCUGUAAUGAAGAUGCCGGAAGAUGAGUCAACACCAGAGAAAAGGACAGAGAAGAUCUUCCGCCAGAUGGACACCAACCGCGAUGGAAAGCUCUCCCUGGAGGAGUUCAUCCGCGGCGCCAAGAGCGACCCGUCGAUCGUCCGCCUCCUGCAGUGCGACCCCAGCAGCGCCGGGCAGUUCUGAACCCCUUCUUUGGAUGAAUUAUGUAUCUGCUUUUUUUUUUUCCUUGCCAAACAACAUUCAUGGUAGUGUUGCCUCUGUAUGGCCAAUUAUGCCUUCUUUUGUGGCAUCUUAUAGCUUCUUUUGUUGUGGAUUGAUUAUAAGAAUGCUAAAUUGCUCUUUACGAUUUGUCCAGAGCACAGGCAGUACUGUUUUAAACAGAUAUUGUGGUUUUAUCAUUGUUUUAAAGAUUUUAUUUUUUGUUUUAACGUGUCUGUUUUGGAAAGUAUGCAAUGAGAAGGAAAAGAAAAAACGACGACAAAACCCUUGGCAGCAAAACGUAUCGACGAAUUUGAGAUUGCUGCUUUAGUAGCUGAAUAGUCACCCACAGGACCUGAAAGUGUAGUCGAGAUUGAAGCAAAAGGGUUACAGCAGGGGUAGAGUUCAUCCGCACCUCUGCUCCCUGCCCAGGAGGCACCAGUUAAGCUCAAAGACAGUAUCACAAAGAAGUAUGCGUGUGCAAAGCCGGUGAGGACUAUAUUGCCCGCACCCCUGCACCUAUGCCUCCUUGUUUCAAUGCUGUGAACAUUUUCAAGGUUGUGAAGGAGAAGGAGAAAACAAAGAUCAAUGGGCUUAGUAGGUUCACAGUGGUUGAUUUCACGUGGCUUUAUCUGAAACUUCAGCAAUUUGCAGUCCUGAUCCCAAAAUCCACAACAGACAAUACCUCUUGCCAUUGGGGAUCAGCAAAGGCAGACAUGGAUGUUGAAACUGGGUCUUGACAAUGAAUUUAAGGGAGAUGAUACAUGUUGAAUGUGAAAUUUUCAGGUUAGUAAAAAAGCAGUUUCUACUAAGGAGAGUGGGCAUUCAACUGAAUGGAUAAUGCAACACCUGCAAGCAGCUAAACUUGAGGCAAAUCUGCUGUUCUGAAUGCUCUUGUGUAGUAUAAAGUUUUGGGGGUGGUUUUGUCUCUCUCCGUGUAGUUAAAGCAGGUUCUGGGCCUGCUCUUAGAGGAAGGCUAUCAUCAAAACUUGUUUUAAGCAUAAAAUUGUAGCAUUUAUAUUUCAUUUAUUUUAGUAAAGUUCAAAAAUCUGUACUGAAACAAGGAAAUGGUACGCUUUAUGGUAUAUUUAUAUAUAUAAAAAUUAAAACAACAAAAAAAGAUCAGCUCUGAGAGAAAUGUUGAAUGUUUAUCUUUUCGCCUAGAUGCAGGAGUUCUGAAAUUUGCUGCUGCAAAGUUUUAUCCUUUGGUCAGAGUUGCUGUAUUCAAAGCUAGUAUGCAUAUGUGGGAUUGCUUAGUGGCUUUACAAGCACUGCUGCAAGAGGAAAGCUGUAGCGACAGCAGGCAUUAUGCUGACUAAAUUGGAGGUAAUCUGUUGUUAGCUAGAGUCUGCUCUGUGAUCCUGUUGGUGAGGUAUCCGUGUAGGCAGCGCACAGUGUUGGGGACCGGUCAGCUUGUUAGAGUAACCUCUGUCUGAGCAGCAAGGUUGGCACUGUGUCAAGUGACCUUGUAGACGCUAAUCCCCAAGUAGCCUUAAUUUAAAAUAAACUAAGUAAAAUAAGUCUGCUUUGCAGAUGAGGAUUAGCUAAGCACUAAUUAGAACUCAUGGAGAAGUAGCUGAGUUAUGAAUAAUUUUUUGCUGAACACUAGCUAGCGUGCACAACAAUAAGAGAUAAAAUUUCUUGGACUUAAUUUUUCAGUACCAUUUGCUUUGCCAGGUUUAAUAUGCAGCGCAUAGUAAAUCUUUAAUUUACUUUUAAUUUAGAUAAAAUUCCUAAUCAGUUGUACUAAAAUUACCAGUGGAUAAGCAUACUUGAUAAGUACUUUUAGGCACACACCUUUGUCUCAAAUGAUCACAGAGAGCCAACUGACGAUGUAUUCCUGCAAAAUUCAGUGAAAUACUGGGCAGAGGUGUGUGUGGGUAUACGUGAAAGUGAGAAAGUAAAAGAGGCCCAAACACAGACACACAGACACAAACAGAUUUCAACACUUAGUGUUGGUAGCUGUUACAAACAUCACUGGCACAAAUUCUUCUAGUUGAUGGAGAUGUUUCUUAUUUAGUUCUUCCGAAUCUUCAUUAGACAUCCUGUGUGCAAACCUAUUCCUUCAAAGAAAAGCCUGUGCCUACCUUCCUCGAGAUAACUUUCAGUUUUACCUGGAGACAUUCUGUAUCCAUCACCUCAUGCAUAUUCAAAGCCAUGUUCUCUCUUUUGUGCUUUGAGGGUUGUUUUUCAGUAGGACAAACCUGGCUAGAUUGCUGCAAAGUGCUCCAUGAAGGUCAGUGGACAUACACUGAUUAACAUCCCUUUUGUCAGAUAUAAACAAUCAGUCCUGCUGCACCAGCCACUUCCUGAGAUGCUCUAUCACCACCACUGCACAGGGAGAAUUAAAUGACGUGUUAGAGGAACCCUCAAGUCUAUUUAAAAACACUGAAAUUCUAAUCUCUGGGUUCAGUGCAGGCCUCCAGAUCAAAAGCAGACCAGUAAAAGUUGACAUUUACUGAAGAUGUAUUUGGAUACCUUCUACAGUUCCAUCUUUUUUUUAGAAGUGGAAGCAGCUGCAUUUAUCUGAAACUAUUAAAAUGUUGCCUUUUAUUUAAGCAACUGCAUUCCAUCUCUUUUUAGUUUUAUAAGAUAUUUCUGGCCCAGAACCUAAUCUCCCAGCUUGUUUUAGCUCAGUAGUUUUGGACUUUUUGGGCCAGGCUUGCCUCAUGUGUUAAUGCUUUACAACACAUGUUUGAAAACGCAACCUGUGACAUGACCCCAGGCCAGUGGAGAUGUAAUUCUUUCCACAGUUCACAAAAUCUGGAAGAAUAAGAAUUAGCCUACAGCUGCAGAGGACGUAACUGGAGAUAAGAAUAUUGUAUAAACAUUUACAGAGUGAGCUAAGGUUAUUCUUUACCUGACUACCACUGAUGAUUGGUAUUGUUUUAAAUUAUUAACUGUCCCUUUCUAUCUCUGCCAAAAUGAACUCUACACAUACUUUGAAAGUGACCCAUAACUGAAUUUGUUAUAUGAACAUCUGCGGAUCUCGGAUCAGCAAAACAGUAGUGGUAUGCAGUGUGUUGGAUUGGAAUUUACUGUUUUGCUACUGUUAUCAUUUACAGUCGUAAUAGCCUUCAUAAAUCUUUUCAAAACAGAAUGUUUUCAGACUUAUCCUGUAUAAAGUAACACGGGAAGUUAAACAUUUUCAAGAGAUCUAUUAGAAAUAUUCCCACACAUGAAAGACGGCAGGAAGUACAUGCUGUUUCACAUCACCUCUCAAUGCCGUAGAUACGUUCACCAGUAAUGCUUGCAUGUGCAAGAGGUAACCUUGACUCAUGUGUUAUCCAGAUAAAAGAAUGAGUAUGUCCAGCAUAUAGACUUAACUGGUAGAAAUGACAGCCCCAUUUACCCGGCAUUCCCAGUGAACUUACCAGGCUGAUCUAGAUUCUGGGCCAGAAGAUGUGCAGUGAGGACUAUGGCUUAUGCUAUCUGCAGCAGCCUGUCUUGGUUUUACUGUGCUCUGGGGCUGGAAACAGGGAACAUAACCUUUGUAAAACCGGUGUGUAUAUGCUUUUGUGAGCACUUAGGGUUUGAGAGGAAAUGAAGAAAGAUCAAUAUGUCAACAUUAUUUGAAAACCUGUGUGUUCACAGUAGUGAAUGUUCCUGAGGGAAACGGAGUUGUGCUGGUCCUCUUACUGUACUUAGGCAUUUUUAGGAUUUUUACCUUACUGUUGAGGCAGUUCAUCUUUCAUGGUCCUCUGUUACAAUACAUGACCUCCACAUUUUCUAGAUACUGCUGCUUAAAACAAUAAGCUGUAAGAGCAUAAAUUCUAUAGCUGGAAGAGGUCUAAAUGCAGAAGUAGCGCGUACUGGCACAAGAAGUGUUCACACAUCACCAAGUCGCCACAGUUUCAUAAAUCACCCCCCCCCCCCCAUGAGCUGUGCCACAGGAUUUUUCUGCAUGCGUGCUCUCUUAACUCAUGGCAAGUAUAAAGUAACAUGGCUUAGCUUAAUUUUCUUUCACCGUAGACUAGGCUAAGUCGCAUUACCUUGCAUUUGCUGUGGGCUGAAAGCACGUACAGGAAGAGAUACCACAGCUCAGCUGACUCAUGGAAACUUGGUGAACUGUGGUAACUUGAUCUUGAGUCCUAAUCCUCAAACUAAGCUGAGAUAGGAACUCUGCCGUGGCUGUAGGUCUCUGCAUACAUGUGAACUGGGGAACACGGUGACGGCAGCAGGCUCGCUGGGAGCUCACGGGUGUGGGGAGGAAAUCCCUUACUUCAGAACUAAUGCCCUAAGCUGUAAGCAGUCUCCCCUUUUUUAAAAAGCCAUCUUUUUUUUAAUAGCACUGAUGAAGAUGCAACAUCCUAGUAAUGUAGCAAGGAGGCAUCCUUGAUGGUCCUAAGAGUUUCCUUUUGAAGCCUGGUGUACUAACACCGAGUGAAACAUGUGGAAGGGGAGGGUCAAGCCAAGACCUCUCCCAAUAUCUCACUACAUCAGCACCUCCUUUUGUCUUUCUAAUGAUGCUUAUUUGGUUUUCUGUGGUGAGAUGGUCUUUGGGCUCAGAAAUUAGGUGUCAGGUAACUGGUGCAAGACCAGGGGAGCAGAAUAUUUUACCUGCCAUUCGCACAAGUAUUUGGAUGCAUUCUUUACUCUGUAUCUUACUGGAUAUGAUCUCAUGUAGCAGUCUGAAAGUGGGGGAAGUCAGUUUCCUUGGCAUCAUGGGCAGGAAAUGUGCUUAGAAGCAUAAAGAAACUUGGCAAGCAUCAGACAGUCAGGCAACGCUCAGGGCUGAAUGGCAGAGUUUUCCAUUGACUGUGCACCAGAGAGAUAAGAUACACAGCAGUGAUAAAUCAGAUCCAUGGUCUGAUGUGAGACAGGAGUACGAGAAAAAGGGCACCUUCUAACUGAGCAGCUCUGUGUUCGGUGCAUCCAGUGUCAGGCAUGCUGACAAAAUACCCUUUAAAUACUCACCUUUAGCAUGAGCAUGCUGCUAGAGAAGGACAAUGACUCUGUCCCUUCUUACACAUAAGCAACAUAAGCUGUUCAGUGUGUCCCUGUUGGAAGUCAAACAAAUGGGUGGCAGGAGGACCAGAUGGCAUUUCCUAAGCAUAACUGAGGGCAAAAUUUUGCCUGCAGGAACUUUCCUCCUGGUCAUGGUAGACAAGAAGGAAAAAUUCUAGCUGACUUUCAAAGCCUCAAUGAUGUUUUUCAGGCUGCUGAAGGUGAAAAGAUCUUCACCUGCAAACUGAGAAUGUUUGGUGCAAAAUGAGUGUGAGGCACUUACAACAUGGAACCCUGUGCUGACCAUUUUAUAUCAACUUUUUAAGGUAAGAAUAGGAUGUUAGACAGGAGAAGAGCUGUGCUUUAAGCACAUGGAGAAAAAAAAGAACCACAGUUUGUAAAUUGGCAUGAAAAGCAGUCACACUAGAAACUGGGACCAUUGUAGGACAGGUCUGGACGUAGUUAGAUCCCUCUGAAAUUCAGAACUGUAGGAUGAUCAGUCAGCUGCAAAGUGAAUCUUCUAGUCCCUCCCAGAAACCAUCUCUGGCUACCUGAGUGUCUCAGUUAGCAACAUCCAUUAUUCCAGUUUGGCUUCUGCUACUGUUGGUUACAAAUUAUCCAUACUGAAAUAGAAGUUGUUUCAGGGCUGGGGAUUUUCACAGUAUGAGAUCUACAAACUUUUCAGGUAUACUCUGCCUAUCUUGAGAAGUAAUAGCCAGAAAGUGCAGGUGUGAGGCUUUUUGGGGGGAUGUACAGAUUUAAUUCCUUUUUGCUCCCACAGGUCAUAGUGUUAUUUUAAAAUGUAUAGUUGAGAUUAAUAUGUGACUUGUAAAAUGCUAACUAAUGCACAAUAAAUGAGGCAAAAAAAAGCUUGGGUAGUAGUGAACAAUAUGAAAAGGUCAGAGAAAAGAAAAACUUUAAGUCACAUCUCUGCCUUUAGAUGGAAGUCUGAAUUCACAAGGUGAAAGUCACCCUUAGCAAUAGUCAGUACAGAAUAGCUCCUUUGCACUGCUUCAGUCCAUGUGACUCCCUGGGCUGCUUUGCCCUCACGUAUUACCCCAGUCCCAACAAAGUCAUGAUGUGCUAAGGCUGGAAACUCUGUGUCCUUCCACAAAGAUUGUCAUUUGAUUUUUUUCAGUCCAUUGAGCUCUUUCCCGGUCCUGAAGCACACGAUGGUCACCGUCUCCGCUGGGUUCACUUAUUGUGCAGUUCAGACAUGUCUUAGAUCUUCCCCUCUUGCGCUGGUAUUACACUAAAGAUGCUCUCACUUUCCCAGGGCAGGCGCCGAGGGUGUCAGGCCAUCAGAGGCUUUGUUACCAUCUUCCAGUAGCCACCUCUACCCUCUGUCUCUGAAUGAACGACGAACACUAGCCCCUGACAUCUGGAGGAGCCAGGCUUGACGCACUUAUGUGAUACAGCUUCUGAUUUGCUUCCCAACCUUCGCCCCCUGGUGUUUACCUUGCCAACCACACUAUUUAUUUACUAUUAUUAAGUAAUGGUAGUAUUAAACAUUUCAAGAACACAUUAAACCUCUGGAACAAUGUGGUUUUAAUUAUCAUAUGUGCAUUUGUUGAUCCACCGCAGACUGAACCCAACCAGUGUUUGUUUUCCACUCUCAUGGUUUAUUCCAUAGAGAACUGAUUUCUUCCAGGCAGGAACAGUGUCUUCCUAUGCGUCAACAUUCGGCGUGCGGUGCCCCAGUGCUGCCUGCAGCAUCCAGCUGCCACGGUCCAGGAGACACUCUGGCGCAGCAAUGUCGGGCUGAUACUCUUCCAGCCAUCUGUCAAAAGCACUUGUGAAGGGGGUGGUCUCUGGUUUUCUCUGUCCUGGGGAUAGGGGUUUCAGCAGUAUUCAGGGCUGGCCUCACAUUCCCCCACUGAACUGGAUGACAAUGAUUAGUGAACUCACCAAAGAAAAUCCUCUUAAAUUCUAGGCUUUGUUUCUUCUGUUAAUUGACUGCACACAGAGGGAGGAUUAAUAGCUACUACACACUUAUCUGGGAAAGAACUCGGAGUUCCCUGACACAAUCACCUUUUUAUCUCCUGUCAUUAGCUUAUUCCCAUUUCCAGGGCAGCCAAACAGUUUUUCUUAGUAUCUGGAAUUAAAAAAAAGGAAACCAGAGUUUCAAUCUGAUAAAGAUCUAAGGAAGCUUACUAAAAACAUGAUGCUUCGUAUUAGUCAUUUGAAUGCUUUAGAAGAUCGUUUCAUUGUUUUUUUUCUGUCUGAUUUCCUUAUUCAUGUUUUAGUUGUGUUCUUGAUUUUUGUUUUUGGCUCCUCUUAGAUGCAGUCCUGCUGGUCUUUUAGCUUAUGUGCUAGCAAAGUCCCAAUGGUCCCAAGAGCAGAUUUGCCUGAGCAACUACUCUAGAGGUGGCCUCACUGUGCCUAGUAAAAAUAAAGUGCUUCUUUAAGUUGGGGAUCAUAUUUGUCAGCACAUUUCCUGCAAGGGGAAACUUGGAUUGCAUUUCAAUAUGCUUAUUUCUUCCACUUGCUCACUUCAACUUCAUCCAAGAGGUCUUACAUUUGACAUUUGUACAUUCAGUUCUAUUUUGUUCUUGGACUAGAGGUGACUAAUAUUUGCCUCUUUUGACAGAAGUACUUGAUAUUUUUUCAUUUUUAAAUGUUGCCCAGUAGAUGACAUGAUAGAUGCAGAAGAAAAUAGUUAUAGACUUGUCUGUGUAAAUUGGGACAAAUACUUUUGAUUCUGUAGAGACUAAUGAGUUGGAAUACACCAUGGCCAAAAGCUGAAUGGACUCCCUCAAAGUCCAUGACGACUCCACAAAGAGAUUAUUCUCGUCUGUGGUCCCCUAGGCUGUUUCAACAUUGCAGAGUAGAGAUACCAAAUGUAAUUUUCAACAAGCUACCAAGGGCAGACUGAGCGCAGCAGCAUGGAGUUCAGCGUAUCCUGUGUCUUGGCAAAAUUAGAUACCUCUCUAGAUCAAUGCUUUUUAAGCAAACCUACAUAUCCUAAGAAAGACUUUUACAACUCAGAAAGGAGAGGGACAAAUAUUAAUUAAAUGAAUUAGGUCCGUAUAGCUUUUUUAUGGCUGUCUAGAACUGUUAGUGUCGUGCGUAUACUUACCUAUAGCAGUUGUGAUGUGUUAGUUUUUCUCCAGCCAGCUCUUAGCCGGGCAAAACCUGUUGGAAAUGACAUCUAAGGGUGAUUUGCCUUCAGAAAGACUGAGGGCAGCUCUCAGGAUAUGUCUCCGUGCUGUUGCAUGCUUUAGGAAUGUGUGCCUGCAGCGUGACGUGUUAAACCCCACUGGAAAAUGAAAGUAGAUGGUCAAGUCAAAGAGGAGAUAGAGAACUUGGUGGAGGGUUGUGUAUGUGUUUUGUGCCCCUCAGCACACGCAUCAUUUCCCCUUCUAUCAACUUUAAAUUAGGACCUUCUUUGAAUUCUUAGUGUCAGAGUAAAGUUUUCUUAUGCUGAUAAUGUAUUUGUAUUAUGCAACUUAGAAAAAAAGCCCAGAUUAUCUCUCGAUGACUGUCCUCUCCUCUUGAGAAGCUCUUCUCUUCUGUACAUACGAUAUGCAGAAUGUAUGGAAGUCUUACCAGCGUUGGUUUGCAUUUUUAAGACUGUACUAAUUAAUGUGUUAAUUAUUGUGUUUUCGUAGUGGCAUCUUUGAUGUAAAAUGUAAAAACUAUUUAAAAUGAUUUUUUUUGUUAUUGCUCAGCUUAUAGAGAUAGCACAAAGAAAUGCAUGUUCACUAGAAUCAGCCUUUUUAAAGGACUGUGAUAGCUGCACACGGAUGCCGUCAUUUCACUUAGAGUAGAAUACCUGCAUUCUCAUUUCAAUAGGGGUCAGUUUUGAGCAGAAACUAGUUCUUCCUGAAAGGUCUAUUUUUCUGUAUUUCUCUCUCACGGAUUCAAGCGUUUUGAAUGCACACAGCGUGCCAGGCCCCACCACAGCAGGCUGCAGUCGGGGUUACGAGCGACCGAGACGGGCUGGGGGCUCCCCUGACUCCAGUCAUCGCCUGCCUUGAGUCCGCAGGGGGAAACCGCGACGAAAGGGCCUCGGCCGCCUCCCGCGCUUGGGCACGCUGCCGGGACCGCACCAGCAAGCUUUCUCAUCCGUAGUCUCACUCAUGUGCAUGCUCUGUUCCCUCUGAGACUGUAUCGGCUGCGUCAGGACAAAUCUGAUGGGUUUACAUUUUAAGACAGCUUGUGUGAAUUUAAAAAUAAUCAACUAAAAUUUAAAAGUAAUUACAUAUUAAUGAUUAAGAAAAAAAGAGCCUGAGCUGUGAGUUUGGGGCGAGAAUCUUAUUGGGGUGCUUAAUGUAGGGAGAAUUUGCAGUCAGCCCAUAAAAGAUGGGACCAUUUGGGAAGUUUAGCUCUACAUUUCUUGUAAGGUUUGGAGAGGGGUUGGAGAGGGAAGAGGGGUUUGGAUCCAGCCUUUCAGGCAGGCUAGACUUAUUCGAGGGGAGAUGUCUCCCAACUGUGUCCUGGGCCAAAAGACAGGACAUGCUGCAGCUUACGAAUUUUUUUUUUUUUCCUUUUCUAUUUUUUUUUUAAGGAGAAAGCAGUUCAAACUGCACCUAGCAAAAUGACUGACUUCAAAAGCAUGUUUUCCCUUGUUAUAUAGACACUCACAAAACAUCAUUGUGUGAUUAAAAAGGCGCGUUUGUGAUAGUUUUUUCAGUGCCAAAAUAUAUAAGCAGUAUUGUUUGAAGGGAAAUAAGAAUUUUUUUACUGUAUGGUUACUACUGUUGAACAAAUAUUGUUUUUAAAUGUUAGAUUUUGAAGAAUUUUGUAUUGUAAACUGUUUUGUGACAUGGUGCUUUUUCAUACUGGAAUUACUGAUUGCACCUAAAUAUGAAUUAUUUUGUUUUCUUAUAUGAAUAUGUAACCUUAACCAACUUGAUGAAAACCAAUGCACGGUGGAUACCGAAGGUUCAGACAAAUUCUCCUACUGAAAUCCCCUAAAUGUUCUUUCCUACUAAUAAAUAUUCUGCUGCAGCUA
This is a messenger RNA of Dromaius novaehollandiae (emu), 10891 nucleotides long. It is a transcript of the gene NCALD, whose product is annotated as neurocalcin delta. The coding region runs from base 391 to 972 and encodes 193 amino acids. The transcript has 5 exons. Gene Ontology annotation, molecular function: calcium ion binding; actin binding; tubulin binding. Lineage: Eukaryota; Metazoa; Chordata; Aves; Casuariiformes; Dromaiidae. Gene Ontology annotation, biological process: calcium-mediated signaling. The record is from RefSeq and is a predicted model, not a curated record.